Phytophthora nicotianae INRA-310 is the source of this 1686-nucleotide messenger RNA. RefSeq lists its product as hypothetical. Lineage: Eukaryota; Oomycota; Peronosporomycetes; Peronosporales; Peronosporaceae. Bases 1 to 1686 code for a protein of 561 amino acids. The transcript has 2 exons. The record is from RefSeq and is a predicted model, not a curated record.
AUGCUGAAAGAAGAGACGCAGCCGCAGGACGUGGCGUAUUCCGACGACGAGGUUGGCUCGGAACAUGCGUACGGAGGUGGUGACGACGAGUUCGUCGAUGAAGAUAAAGAACAAGUAGCCGUCAAACAGGAUAGCCCUGAUACAGAGGACGCAGACCAGUAUGAUGUUGAAUUUGACAAUGAUGACCGGACCGAACCAGGUACCGGCUCACAGACAUUAGCGACCGACAAUACUCCGCUUGAUCAAAUGCCGGCAAAAGCAGACACAGCAGGAGAUGAUCCGCAGGAAAAUGGAGACGCAUACGAUGGAGAGUUUGACGAGGAAGACCACCCUUCAGUUGCUACAGAUUCACCGCCAUUUGAGACUGCCGAAACUCUUGUCGAAGAUAUACCAACCGAUGCGGACCCAAUUUUGAUCGACGACGAAGAUUACGGUGGAGAAUUUGAUAAUGAUGAUCCAGUCGUACCUGAUGCUACACCACCAGCAGCAGUUCAUUACGACACUACCAUGGAUCGAACUCCAACAGCUGAAGAUUUAAAAACUAUGGAGUCGCAGGAUAACAAAGAAAAUGGAGAAGUGCUAUUGGACCCGGAAAAGCCCAACGGCCACGAUCAAACUGAGAUCGAAGAUAGUGAAGCGGAAUACUCGAAUGAUUUGGAAAAUGAUGCGCCUCCACAUGUAGAGCUACCGAAGAAUGCUGUCAGUACUCCCAGUGAAGGCAACACAACACAGCUGAACGACCGAGACAGCCACAUCACCGUGGAGAGCGGCGAUGGAGCAAACCUGGAUAAAGCCGACCGCGUCAAAAGCAGACGUAGUUCCGCAACAUUAGGCUCUAGCACCCCUACGAAUGAGUCAACUCGAAACCUGAACAACAAGUUUGAGUCGAAUUCAACCCCGAAUAACGAUGAUAACUAUACUGACGAGAUGGAAGAUGAAUUUCAUACUGGAUCCAACAUCCCUGAAAUCGAUGCAGAGGAUAAGUUCGACGAUGAAAUACAUGCAUGCGCUUAUGACAUUGACGAAUUAAAAGACGACGGGAGACGCGAGACUGAGAUGUUACUCCAAGAAGCCAGUGCAUUGCUCGAGUUGCAGCAAUACGAGAGUAAUAACAACAAACUACCUUUGCAACCGCAGGAGAUUAUAUCAUCUGACAUGAUGAUUCAACAGGGGAAUAAUGCAGGCGAAAUUCCGGGGGAACUAGACACAUAUAUAGGGGAAAACAACGAGAAUAUGGCUGAAAAUCAUGCAUCUCCUUAUGAUGCUGACGAGUUUGUCGAUGCUGACGCCGACGCAGAGACUACAAAACAAGAAACUCUACAACAGGAAAGAUCAGAAGAUGGUGAAAUUGAACAAUACGAAUUAGAUGUGGAUGAAUUCGAGGACCAGGAAGCGACAAUUCCACGUCAUGACGACCUACAGGAGCCCGUAGAGGCUGGCAAUUCAGAGAAAGCUACUAGUACACAUGAUACUUUACCACAAAGCGCGGACACGAUUGAUUCGCAGCCCAACAGUGAGACGGCCGAGAAAAGUGUAAACAAAACGAAAGAUGAAGCGGUAAUCGUGUCACCGAUCGAAGCAGCUCCAGGACCUGCAAACUUUCUAUCUGUCGAUUCUCCCGUAAAACCGAUUACAAUAAACAGGAUGAGAAGGAGCCUUCUAACGCGAAAGAAUCACCAAAGCUGA